AUGCCUCGCGGUCAGAAAAGUAAGCUCCGUGCCCGUGAGAAACGCCGCCAGGCUAGAGAAGAACCCAAAAAUGUGGCGGGUGCUCAAGCCACUGUAGCAGAGGAAGAAAAGUCUCCCUCUUCCUCAUCUCCUCAUGUCGAAGAUACUCUGCAGCCGUCAUCUGCUGCUGGAACACCAAGCAAUCCGCAAGAACCUGCAACGGCCCCAUCUGCCACCACUGCUGCUGCAGCUGGUUCAUACACAAGAUCUAAUGAUGAAGGUGCCAACAAUCAAGCUGAGGAAAGGCCAAAUGCCUCACAGGCCCAGGGUACCAUUAAAUGCUGGCAAAGAGAUCCCAUAGAAGAGAAGGUUGCUAUGUUGGUGCAUUACCUGCUGUACAAGUAUCAAGUGAAAGAGCCCAUUACAAAGGGAGAUAUGCUGAAAAAUGUAAUCCAGAUGUACAAGAACCACUUCCCUGAAAUCCUGAGAAGAGCUUCUGAUCACCUGGAGCUGGUCUUUGGCCUUGACAUGAAAGAAGUGGAUCCCAACAGAAACACCUACGUCCUCAUCAACAAAUUAGAAUUAAGCUGUGAUGCAACCAGAGGUGUGCCUAAGACUGGCCUGCUGAUGACCGUCCUGGGCAUAAUCUUCACAAAGGGCAAUUGUGCCCCUGAGGAGCAAGUCUGGAAAGUGCUAAAUAUGAUGGGGGUAUACGAUGGGGAGAAGCACUUCAUCUAUGGGGAGCCCAGGAAGCUCCUCACCGAAGAUUUGGUGAAAGAAAAGUACCUGGAGUACCGGCAGGUGGCCAACAGUGAUCCUCCAUGCUAUGAAUUCCUAUGGGGUCCAAGAUCCCAUGAGGAAACCAGCAAGAUGAAAGUCCUUGAGUUUGUGGCCAAGAUCCAUGGUACCGUUCCGAGUGCCUUCCAAACCUGUUAUGAAGAGGCUUUAAAAGAUGAGGAAGAGAGAGCCAAAGCCAGAGUUGAAGCCAGAGCUCGUACCGCUGCCAUGGCCAGUGCCCGUUCCAAGGGCAAGUCCAGCAGCCUCUCCUGCCGUAAGUGA
This is a messenger RNA of Propithecus coquereli (Coquerel's sifaka), 1038 nucleotides long. RefSeq names its product melanoma-associated antigen B10 (gene MAGEB10). The coding region runs from base 1 to 1038 and encodes 345 amino acids. Lineage: Eukaryota; Metazoa; Chordata; Mammalia; Primates; Indriidae. The record is from RefSeq and is a predicted model, not a curated record. Gene Ontology annotation, cellular component: nucleus. Gene Ontology annotation, biological process: negative regulation of transcription by RNA polymerase II. The transcript has a single exon.